CACUGUGUGUUAUUGAAAUGCCGGUUGAUGUUUUGUCAACAAAAGAAGCACUCUUAAAUGUAAACUCAGAGAAUGAUUGCAGAGGAUAUGGAUUUAGAGUUUUGCUUGUAAAAAUUUUCUGUGUUCAAGUUAAAAAGAAUUAAAUAAUUGUCUUAAAUUUCCUUAUUUAGGUGUGUAAAUAUGAAAUUAAUUAAUGUAAAUCGUAUGAUUGCGAAUAUAAAAAGGCUUGCGUCAUCUGUGACUGAGAAAAAAACACGAAUAGUAAUUUUAGGAAGCGGUUGGGCUAGUUAUAGUGUUUUGAAAGAAAUUAAUAGAAAAUUAUUUGAUAUUAAAAUAGUCACUCCAAGGAAUCAUUUUCUGUUUACACCUCUGCUGUGUAGCACCACAGUUGGAACUCUUGAAUUUCGGUCUAUCACAGAACCUAUCAGAAAUAUAGGGUUAGCUAAUCCUCAAGAUUUGAUGUUAGCACAUGCAGAAGAUAUUAAUUUAGAAAAACAAACUAUCUUAUGCCAAAGUGUUCUGGAUCCAGAAUUACAAUUCAGUUUGCCAUAUGAUAAAUUAAUUAUUGGUGUUGGCUGUCUCAACAAUACUUUUGGAAUUCCAGGAGUUGAAAAAUAUGCGUUCUUUCUAAAAGAAAUAUCUGAUGCUCAAAAAAUACGUCGUAAGAUUCUUCGUAAUUGUGAAAAAGCAUUAGCACCAACUCUUUCAGAGAAGGAAAGUCAAAGGCUUUUGCACACUGUUAUUGUAGGUGGUGGACCCACAGGUAUUGAAUUUGGAGCUGAACUCUAUGAUUUUAAAAUACAGGAUGUCAAACGACUGUAUAAGCAUCAAGAAGCUCUUUUCAAAGUAACGUUAAUUGAAGCAUCAAAUAUUUUGGGGUCAUUUGACAGUAAGUUAAGAGCUUAUGCUGAAAAGAAACUGAAUGAACGAAUUAAUUUUACUCUUCUAAAGUCAUCUGUGAUUGAAGUAAAAGAAGAUUGUGUCAUUUUACAAGAUGGAACCACAAUACCAUGUGGUUUAGUUGUGUGGAGCACUGGCCUCAGCCCUCAGCCUUUCACAAAACGCCUUCUUGUGCCUAAAAACAAUAAAGGACAAAUUCUAACUGAUGGUUAUUUGAGAGUUUUGGGUGAAUUUUCAGAAAAUGUAUUUGCAAUAGGUGACUGUGCUGAUAUUCAAUCGAUGCCUUUACCAUGCACUGCUCAGGUAGCUGAACGACAAGGAAGAUAUCUGGCCCACUGUUUAAAUAAGUCAGCAAAUGGAAAUAAUAAACCCCCAUUUCAUUUCAAAUCUGCUGGUAUGCUAGCCUAUAUAGGUGGUUACAAAGCUUUAACAGAUUUACCAGAUUUUAAAGCUCAAGGAUUUUCUUCAUGGUUUCUCUGGAGAUCAGCUUAUCUAACUCGUCUUGGAUCUUGGAGAUUACGGAUGCAAGUUCCUAUUGAUUGGUUAAAAACGCUUCUCUUUGGGCGUGAUACUUCACAUUUUUAUUAACAGGCUGUAGUUGUAUAAUUUCUGUGAUAUGUUAUUGCAUGUAAGUUUUGUAUUAAUGAUAUGAAAUAAAUUAUUUUUCAAAAGUAAAA
Molecule: messenger RNA, 1577 nt
Organism: Stegodyphus dumicola
Lineage: Eukaryota; Metazoa; Arthropoda; Arachnida; Araneae; Eresidae
Cellular component (GO): mitochondrion
Molecular function (GO): NADH dehydrogenase activity
Source: RefSeq, a predicted model, not a curated record